This is a messenger RNA of Haliotis rufescens (red abalone), 2208 nucleotides long. RefSeq names its product C-type lectin domain family 4 member C-like. The record is from RefSeq and is a predicted model, not a curated record. Lineage: Eukaryota; Metazoa; Mollusca; Gastropoda; Lepetellida; Haliotidae. The transcript has 3 exons. The coding region runs from base 20 to 730 and encodes 236 amino acids.
UUCCUUUAGAGACAGAAAGAUGUCUAGCUCUGUGAUGUACUGGUUUAUAUACACUCUACUUUCCUUCACUUUUAUCAGUAGAUCCUUCCAGACAGCACCAAUCACGAAACGUAAAUUUCUUUUUCGACAUGCCCAUUUCGAUGGCAGACUUGUACAGAACUGGAGGGAUGUUCGUGCUACAUCCAGUGUGUGGGAAUGCGCUGAUAUUUGCGCUGCAGAUAGCAACUGUAUAUCAGUAUGCUUUAAGCCGACGUCACAAGAGUGCGUCAUCUAUGAGAGGAUGGUUUCAACCACAGAUGCCUUCACCCUAUUCCCUUCUGCAACUGUGUUUGCUCUCUGCCCAAGUGGAUACAGUGGUAUGGGAAGACGAUGCAUCAAGGUUGUCACUGAGAAGAUGGACAGGGACUCUGCCAGAGCACACUGUAGAGAUGACGGUGCAGAUUUGAUUAACCUUGGGAGUCAGGCGAGGAUUGAUGAAUUUCGGUACUUCAUGGAGGCGAAUGGAGAUGAACCUGACAAUAGCGUCUACUGGUGUGGAGCGUCACAUGUCAAUGGCCGGUGGCAGUGGAUCAGUGGAAUGACAUUCUCAUCCAACUCAGAUCUCUGGUGCCCCCAUGAACCAAGUAAUCUCUCUGAGGAGUGCACGGCCACUAAAGCCCCAGAGUUCAUCUGCCUGUAUGACUUUCACUGUUACACAGACCAAAAGUUUGUGUGCGAGAUUCAGUUCUGACUUCUAUCACGUUUUGUCGAGAACAACUUACUGAUCAAAAGACGCAUAAAUAUGUUACAUACAUUACAUGACAAUCAGGAGGUUCUGACUGAAAAGCUUUAGUCUAAUACUUUGGCCUUGAGGAUAAACUGUGAAAUUCUCCGGGUAAACACAUGUACCAGACUAAUGAAGCAUGUUGCCUUAUCCGUCAAAGCCGAAUGCCGUUAACCUAAAAUUUAAUCCAGUUAAUCGUCCGGAUUAAACAAUUACUGAUUUUUUGAAAAUAUUCUGUUUACUCUAUGCACACAACAGAAAAAAUGUACAUGGCAUAGCGAAUACAGUAAUUUUGUUGUAACUGUCGUAAAAUAAAAUGGUGGUAAUUUGAUGUUCAUCUCACUUAUUACGUCUAGCUUACAUUAUUGGGAAUAAUGGUGUUUUAGUUUUAAGAUCAAUCAAAGAGUAAAUGUAACAGAUAAUCGAACUUCAUGAAUAGUUCAAGUUCGAGUUUGCUAUAUAUUUGUCAGUUUAUACUCAUCAUGUCUCGCUCGAUGUGGUGUAAUUUAGCUAUGGUGUUUGACGUACUCAGAUUGGAAAUUAUGCUUUUACUCAUAGAGAACUGUGUACCCUUCAAUAAAGUGAAACAAUACACUGUAGUCAUGAUACAAGGUAUCUUAUAAACUUUUCUGUAGUUUUCCUUUACACAGUUCUAAUGACCACAUCUUCAAACGAUGCGUCAUGCAAUCACAUACGCAUCAUAUAUUGACAAAAUAGUUGGCACGAUUUUUGAGCUUGAAACACAUAUUCGGCCAAGCAGUUUAAUAGCAUAUUUAGUUCUUGAUAACAUUAAUUGCAGUACGACUCGAAAUGCGGAUGAUGAGAACAAACAUGAGUAAUACAUUCAUACCAGCUAGUACCAGAUUGUGAAAUACGUUUUGUGAUGCAUAAUUGUUGAGCAUUUAUUCGCUGGUGCCAUAUUUAAUGUUUAUAAAGUUUGUGAUGUUAUUUGUAUAUGUGUUUAUCAAUAAGCUUAGACCAUGUGCUGAUGUUACUCAAAUUUCCCUUGGGAUAAUGAAGUAUUAUCUUAUCACUACAUGGACACUAUACAUAUUGCUUUCUGUGCAAAUAAUUAGUAAAACUUUAUUAUGCACUAUGGUAUUUCAAGACAACAGCACCAUACGUCAUCAGAAUGCAUAAAGACUCGAUAUGGAAAAAAUAAUUUCAUACUUAAAAGUUAACUCUGGUUCUUUUAUGCCGAUUUGCUGAAUGGAUAGUCACGUGAUCUGAUACUUGGAGUUUACACACCUGUGGAAGGAUACAGAACGUACACGAUGUCAUAUAUAAAUCCGCACUUCAACGUUGACCUCGCCUCAGUGCAUCGAGUCAUGUUUAUAUUUUUUUUCACUUUCCUGGUCGUAUUCUGUUACCUAUUUUUUUAGAUUUGAUUAAUCCCAAAUAUUGUUUGUCUAUUUGUUCAGAGAAUAAAAUUAUGCUUAUGUUGA